Molecule: messenger RNA, 1238 nt
Organism: Cuscuta epithymum
Lineage: Eukaryota; Viridiplantae; Streptophyta; Magnoliopsida; Solanales; Convolvulaceae
Source: the annotation of a GenBank genome assembly
ACAAUUUUUAAAUAGGUAAGCAACAUUUGCCGAACAUGUUUUCUCUGUUCAUCUUGUCUCUGCGUUUAGGGUCUACCUGUGUAUGAAUAAAUUCAUUUCAGAGCCUCCAAUGGACGAUCACGAAGGAUUCUCAACAGUCGAGCAACCCAAACCAGGUUUCGGCUAUAUAUACGCAAUAUUUCAUAUUUCAAUUGUUGAUAAAUGUUUCCUCUUUAUGUUCAUAUUGUCUCUCCUUUCAGAGUUUUCCUGUACGAGGAAACCCAUUCCAGACCCUCCAGAGGACAAUGCGGCAGGGUUCUCAAAUUUCGGGCAGCCUACUUCAGUGUUUUCCUUUAGGAGAUUCAUUUUUGAGCCUCCAGUGGACAGUGAUGAGGGAUCCUCAAUGGUCGACCAGCCCGAACCAGGUUCGGUUAUGCAUCCUACUAAAAAGACCCUGCCCUGUCGACACUAUUUCAGUGCCAGUGGAUGCCGAAAUGGUGAAAAGUGCUCCUUUGCACAUGGCGACUGUGAAUAUAAUGAACCAUUUUACAUUCCACUCAAGGACAACGCUCAAGUGUUCCGCCCUAUUUACAGCUCCCAUAUUAAGAGCCCACUUGAUCCUUUUAGAUUCGCUCUCUAUACAAUCAUGGCAUACCCAUAUAUUCGUCCAGACCAACUCGGAGUUAUUUUUGGAGAAAAAAGGGAGUUACUUCAGUGGAUCUGCAACCUAACCGGGGUCAAGAUAGUUGUUGAAGAUAACGAAGAAGAUCCUUCUUUCAAGAAAAUCAUCUUGUCCGGUUCGAUUAAAUGUGUUUACGAUUCAAUGCAGCUAGUGGAUGCUUUAUUGAAAAACUUUUUUUCUAUCUCAGCAGACGGUAAAAUCCCACCCGUGGUAGAGUACAAAACAAAGAUUUGUAAGAAUUAUGCUAAGAAGGGGUUUUGCAAGAAUGCAGAAACGUGUGUCUUUGCACAUGGUGACUCCGAGCUCCGCCCAUCUGCUGUUGAGAUUUUGCAGAGAACCAUGGAGGAAAUCAGGACACCGAAGCGGCGGAAAUAAGAAAUGGAAUUAUUUGUGCCUUUGUGGUACCCAUGUGUGAAUAAGUGGUAUAACUCGUCUUUCCCUUAGCUUUUGAUGAUCAUGGUUCAUGGACCUUGCUUGUAGUAUUCUCUAUUUACAUGCUUGUAGUGUUCUCUAUCCAUGCUUGUUCUAUUCUACCUUGCUUCUUUCUUAUGGACUGUGCUUCGUUUCUCUUUUGGUU